UACAUCGAAUUGGAGAAGUUUGCAAACCAAUUGGAAACGCGGUUGCGUGCUUCGGAAGAAAAUAUCGAAGAUAUGAAUAAUCAGCUUGAGUCUGGGAGGCAACGGAUUGAACAGUUGAUGGACGAGAAGCUUAAAGAACGCAACUUAAUUAUCGUUGAACAGGAGAAUAAAAUAAAUGCUCUGAGGCAUGACGAAAGCGAACUCAAAUCCAAGUGCAAGUGUUACGAAAAGUCGGAAGCGGAAUUAAAACAACAGAAAGAAGAAGCGGCAAAAGAAGCAUCAAAGUUGAAGGAGGAAAUCGAUGACCUUAAGAAGCAAGUCGAAGCGAAGGAGAAACUGGUGUCUUAUCUGAACCUUCAAAUGGGUGAGCUUCGCAACAGGAUGGGAGCAUAUGCACUACCAGUACAACCUUCAUCCACGCAGAUUUACGGAAGUAAUUCUCUGCAAAAGGCAAGUAGCCAUCGGCCUAUCUUGGGCUUAGAGACUCAAGGUAGCGAAAUAAACCGUCGAGUCAGCUCAAGUUCCAACGUUAAGCUGGACCCAAAGUACCUAGAGCCAAACGUGCCAUGCGUGGCAGCAGUCGAAACGAAAACACAUACUUAA
Molecule: messenger RNA, 603 nt
Organism: Soboliphyme baturini
Lineage: Eukaryota; Metazoa; Nematoda; Enoplea; Dioctophymatida; Soboliphymatidae
Source: the annotation of a GenBank genome assembly